AUGACUGCACAAGACCACAGUGUAGAAGGCCACUACAAUGUGGAACCAGCUUCCGGCACCUGUGUAGAGACACAGGCUGUGCCGAAGGAUGAACAACACGAUGAUGCGAGAUCCACUAUCAGAGAGUCGGUCGUAGAGCAAGUCCUAUCGACUGAAAGAGAGUCGACCGAAGAGGACGUGACUGUGGUAGUACACACACAGUCAGUACAUGUAUUGGAAGAAAGCUCCAGCGUUCCUGAGAGUGACAACUCCCAGGAGAGUUAUGUUGAGGGUGUCUUUCAAGAACCACCUGCGGAUGUGUUUUCCCAAGAAAUCACCGAGACGGUGAAUGUCUUGGUGAAUGACGGAUCAAGUGUAGGCGCUUAUACACUUGAUCUGGUUACACCUCUGGAUUUAGCUUCGGAGGUAGUCAAGUUGCCAGCGCUAGAAUCUAAAAGGUUCUUGCGAGAUCUGCGUAGUGACAAGAUCAAGCAGAUCUGCGAACUCGUCACGGAAGACGAGUAUGUCGCCGAUGUUCGGUCGGCACAAGUUUUGCUGAGAACGAAUGGGUAA
Peronospora matthiolae is the source of this 552-nucleotide messenger RNA. The record is from the annotation of a GenBank genome assembly. Lineage: Eukaryota; Oomycota; Peronosporomycetes; Peronosporales; Peronosporaceae.